Messenger RNA from Fonsecaea erecta, 1911 nucleotides. RefSeq lists its product as hypothetical. Bases 1 to 1911 code for a protein of 636 amino acids. The transcript is spliced from 4 exons. Lineage: Eukaryota; Fungi; Ascomycota; Eurotiomycetes; Chaetothyriales; Herpotrichiellaceae. The record is from RefSeq and is a predicted model, not a curated record.
AUGACGCCUUCAAGCGAAGAGGAGGAAUAUGACUUUCGUCUUCAAGAGUCGAGAACAAUGCCGAUUUCAAGUUCAAGUUCAGCAGAAAGCGAUGACAACAACCAGCAAAGCUCAUCUAUCCCGACAUUGCGGCGCUUGCCCAAUCCCUUCUCAGCCGCUGCAUCGGCUUUUGGAGCCAUAUUCCAGCCCUCGGGGAGUUCCUCUCCUUUCGUGGACCGACGGUUCCUCGAUGAUCGCCUACUAGCGUACCAAGAUGGUAUGGCUCAAAAUGACGCUGCGCCGCUCUACACGACGUACCAUAGGGUGAACGAGCAAGAGGCCGAAAGAAAUCGGGGAUACUUUCAGCUGAUGCAAGGGCUUUCGCAGAGCGCCACAGACGGCCACCCUGAUGCCCAGGCUGAAGAAACCAAGACGACUCCGCUGUUUUCCAAUCACGUUCAGAAGGUUCUGAGGAGUGGUGUCAUAGGAGUCGUUGCACCCAACAGCAAUCCUUUCCCUCAGUAUGGACUGCUGGGCAUGCGUGAAGAGACAUACAAUUCCUCUUUGCCAGAUGCAACUGGGACUUUGUCGAUCGAGGACAACCUCAUCUUCGCCAACAUGAAUGCACCCUGGUCCGCCUUCAUUUGCGGUUCACAGGGUGCUGGGAAGAGUCACUCCCUCUCUUGCCUUUUGGAGAACUCCCUGUUGGCCUCGUCGCCUGCAGGAGAGAAUCCAAAGCCGCUUGCUGGCCUUAUUUUUCACUAUGACAAGUUCACGAGUAGUGAGAGCACGCAAUUUUGUGAGGCGGCAUAUUUGUGCUCUUCCGGCAUUCCUGUGCGAGUCCUUGUCUCCCCGAGCAAUAUCCAUGCCAUGCAUAGGCUCUACAGGAAUCUUCCUGGUUUGCCUGGAGACGCUCCCCGUCCAGAAGUCAUUCCACUCUACUUCCAGGAAAACCAACUCAAUGUCACACGUCUGAUGACGUUGAUGGCAGUCGAUAACAACAGUAAGGUGCCGCUGUACAUGGAGGUCCUUUUCAAGGUGCUUCGUGACAUGACAACGGAAAAAAAGGGCGCCGGAGGGCUGAAUUACCUCGAUUUCAAGGCCCGGUUGUCAAGCAAAGGCUUCAAUUCCUCACAAAAUGGGCCUCUCAGAUUGCGUCUGGAAGUGCUCGAGUCUUUCCUUGCACACGGAGUCCAGCCUGUGGAGUCUGAAGCCCGCUUGAGGGACAUGUUCAAGUCGGCUCCAGGGACUCUCACCAUUGUCGAUCUGAGUUGCCCUUUUGUCAACGAGAACGAUGCCUGUGCUCUUUUCACAAUUUGCCUUUCAAUUUUCAUGGAGAACCGCGCUGGCUGUGGUCGCGUCAUUGCUCUCGAUGAAGCUCACAAGUUCCUGACAAAAUCGGGAGAGGCUGAAAAGCUCACGGAUGAACUGACGUCUCUUGUUCGUCAACAGCGCCACCUCGCUGCACGCAUUAUUGUGUCGACGCAGGAACCGACACUCGCGCCGCGGCUCAUUGAUCUGUGCAACGUCUGCAUCGUUCACCGAUUCAGUUCUCCUGCGUGGUUUGAAAUGCUCCAAGACCACCUUGCUGGUGCUAGCCGCCACAAGAACUGCAACAAUGCAAAAUUGUUUGAGACCAUAGUCGGCUUACAGACUGGGGAAGCGCUAAUAUUCUGUCCGGCAGCGUUGCUCGACGUCUACAAUGGUAAUUUGCAGACAUUGAAAGACGCGUUUAUCAGAGCCCGCAUCAGGAACCGCGUGACCGUUGAUGGUGGGAAGAGCAUUCUAGCCUCUGACGAGAUGCAAAUUGAUCGAGGCGUGGAGAUCUUGAACAAGGAGCUCAUUCGACCAUUUGCGACGCCGAUGGAGAUGGCUUCGGCCAAACAGUUUGGCAAACAGCCCGGCAAAAACUCAGGCAAGCAGCCAAGCUAA